AUGUUUCGACACGCACUUAUUCUCUGUAUCUUUGGAUUGGCCUGGGGCAGGAAUAUUAACCCUGGUAGGUCCCAGUCCUUCAGGAUGUUGGAUGCUAACGGCGACGGACACAUUUCUAGAUCAGAGAUACAGGACCAGUUGCUGGAAAACGACGUAGACGGAAAUUGGCAGGUGACACUAGACGAAUAUGAGCGGAGGGUUAACGCUGAGAACAGAGAUCCAUCGGAGAGAAGUGACUUAAGGAAACUGUUCGGACAUCUGGACAGAGAUCAAAACGGUGUUUUAAACAGCCAGGACAUUGACGCCAUCUUUGAUGAAGCUGACUCAGAUAGAGAUGACCGGAUCAAUCAUGACGAAUACGACAAGUAA
Messenger RNA from Physella acuta, 369 nucleotides. RefSeq lists its product as uncharacterized. Lineage: Eukaryota; Metazoa; Mollusca; Gastropoda; Physidae. The record is from RefSeq and is a predicted model, not a curated record. Gene Ontology annotation, molecular function: calcium ion binding.